Molecule: messenger RNA, 132 nt
Organism: Dentiscutata heterogama
Lineage: Eukaryota; Fungi; Glomeromycota; Glomeromycetes; Diversisporales; Gigasporaceae
Source: the annotation of a GenBank genome assembly
UUUUUGUUUCGAACGAAUCAAAUGUUCAUUGUGUAAUACAUAAAUUAGAAAUAACCAAAGAUGGUUUAAAUACUGUAUGGAUAAAAGUGAUUAAUGUCGUAAAAUGUUAUAUCGGAAAUAAUGGCAUAAUGG